AUGUUUACACUGAACCCACCAAGCAAACAAAAAUCAUCAAUCUCAUUCAUAACUUUAGAUCAGUCAAUUCCCGAAGAAAGCCCUAUCUAUUCAUUCUCUGGGGAAUUUAUGCAAUGGUCACCUCCGCCCCAAGUACCCUCCCCAAACUCAGACCAGCCCUUCCUGGGUGCCCCCGACCUUUCACCAUGCUCCCAGAAUCGCAUCUGGACAUCUCGAUACAAACCAACAGACGAUCAGAGCUUCGAAGUCUGGAGAGACCCCUUCAGCGUCUUUGCCCAGCUCUCACCCCGUGCCAAUACUCCUGAAUCGAUCAGGGAACCGGAAGAGGACAAGGAGAAUAUCUUCGCCACAAGCUCGGAUUACGAAUUUCCACGAGAACAAGAGGAAGAAGGCAUGAACAUUGACUUCGAUGCUUUACACAAUCAUCGUCUGGACGCUUUCGGUGCUCCAUUUGCGAUACCAUUCGCCAGACCUCUCGCAGAACGCAGUGUAAACGACGAUGGCUCUCUAGGCCAUCACGUCCAUGCAAUCCAUUUCCCUGUUCCUACUGAGACUGUUCGCCCUGCUAUGCGGAUUCGGUUCCACGAGGAGGAAGAUGGUCUGAAUGGGCACUGGGAUGACUGGGGAGAUGUCUUGGAAAGAGGUCAAACUCGUGAUCUCGCGACUUUGAGUGAUCAAUACGCCCGUGGUGUUGAACAGCGUGAGAACAACGGACGUCAGUAUCCUAUGCGCGAUGAUUUGAAUAUCUAG
Penicillium angulare is the source of this 750-nucleotide messenger RNA. RefSeq lists its product as uncharacterized. The record is from RefSeq and is a predicted model, not a curated record. Lineage: Eukaryota; Fungi; Ascomycota; Eurotiomycetes; Eurotiales; Aspergillaceae. The transcript has a single exon. Bases 1 to 750 code for a protein of 249 amino acids.